Dioscorea cayenensis subsp. rotundata (Guinea yam) is the source of this 1050-nucleotide messenger RNA. RefSeq lists its product as uncharacterized. The coding region runs from base 321 to 767 and encodes 148 amino acids. NCBI's taxonomy places the organism in Eukaryota, Viridiplantae, Streptophyta, Magnoliopsida, Dioscoreales, Dioscoreaceae. The record is from RefSeq and is a predicted model, not a curated record. The transcript is spliced from 2 exons.
CAUUAUUUGAGGCAUAAUAUCUUCGACAAUCAUCACGCAGCCAUUCCAAAGCAUAAAACAAAAGACCAACAACAAGAAACACUGCCACCAAAGUCCAAUUCCCUCAUGCUUCAAUUACUGAUAAAACCAAUGAAAAGGUUGCUGUGUUUAUUGCCAUAAAUAUAGACACAUAUAGCAUCUAAUCAAGGUAUAUUUCUAUAUGCCUUUAUUUGUCCUUAAACUCAUCAAAUUAAAUAAACACCUUCAUACAUAAAUAGAUAAAUAUAAACCUCACUGCUUCAUCACUAGAAUUGCGAGGUAGCCAAAUUAUACACACAAACAUGGGAAACAACAUAUCAUGCAAAUGCUCCUACACAUCAAAAGAAAAAGUGCUUGUGAUGAGAGAGGAUGGAAGCAUUCUCAAGUUCAAGAAGGGCAUACAUGCAAAGGAUAUCACCGCCAUGUAUGAAGGUUAUAGAUUAGUAAGAUGUUGUUCCGAGCGAACGGUGAUGCCAGGGAAGGCGGAACUCGAGUGCGCCCGGCUUUAUUUUCUUGUGCUGAAGAACUCGGCGAGAUCUAAAGAAACUUAUGAGAAGAUGUUGAACGUGUGUGAAUCAAAAGGGAUGGUGCAAAGAGGAACAAAUAAAAGAGAAGACAAAGAGGGAGAUCAUACAAAGAGGAGUAUUAGUAGUGUUCUUAGUAUUAAUAAUAGUGAAAUUAUUAAGAGAUGUGACUCUUGGGUACCAGAGUUGAAGACCAUACCUGAGAUUGCUUCUCCAGCAGUGUGAUUUAUAUAUGAGCAUGCUUAUAUAGUUAACUUAUUAUUAUUAUAAAAUAAGAUGGUUAAGUUUUAUAUGAUCAUAGUAAGUGUGUUUGUUUUAAUUGCAUUUUAAAUUAUCAAUUAAUAUCAUGAUCAGUCAUAUAUAUACAAAUGUGUGUAUAUGAAGGUUAUAAUUAAAUACAAUGAUAAAUUUAGAAGUUUAGGAAAAGAGAUACUCCUUCUUGGUUGACAUACAACCAUGUAAAAUAAUUAUUUUGUGAAAUAUAAAUGAAACAAAAACAUCUAAAUGA